CUACACAGCAAGAUCUUAUAUCAAAAAUAAAAAUAAAAUCCUACGAAUUUGGUGUUUAUGGCUAUUAUGCGAGCAUCUGAAAACAAAUUCGGUCAUGGAAACUGUUUGCUCACUAAAUAGUUACUGUCUACCUAAUUAGGAGGUUAGUGAAUUUCAAUGCUAUUCUAACAUUGUAGAUAUAGCCAACAUAUGUAUGAGAAGGAAUCAUCAAGACUGCUCUUCAUUCAGCGUGUUUCAAAUAUCAAAUGUUAAAGUUUGUACAAGAAAUCUCAGAAAGCUACCAAGAAAGUCAUGCCUCCAACUUCUCUACGUUGUGUGUACAUGUUCUAUUACUAAAGUAUCUGUCCUAUAAAGAUCCCACAGACCCAUGAAAAGUAGAUCAAUUAAUGACUUUGGCAUCAGCUAAUGACUGCUUCCUUGGGUGGUUAUGAAUAACAGCUACUGGGACUGUGUUUACACACUUUAGAGCACUGACAGUGUCUUAAAAUAUCUCUGUCUCUCCUUGUAGUGAAGAUGAUGUCUGCAAGCACCAUGGCUAAGGUGAUGAUCCUCAUGCUGGCAGUUUGUCUCCUUACCCAGGCAGAUGGGAAACCCGUUAAGAAAAGAGCUGUCAGUGAAAUACAGCUUAUGCACAACCUGGGCAAACACCUGGCCUCUGUGGAGAGGAUGCAAUGGCUGAGAAAAAAGCUGCAAGAUGUACACAAUUUUGUUAGUCUUGGAGUCCAAAUGGCUGCCAGAGAAGGCAGUUACCAGAGGCCCACCAAGAAGGAGGAAAAUGUCCUUGUUGAUGGCAAUUCAAAAAGUCUUGGCGAGGGGGACAAAGCUGAUGUGGAUGUAUUAGUUAAGGCUAAAUCUCAGUAAAUGCUGACGUAUUCUAGACCGUGCUGAGCAAUAACAUAUGCUGCUAUCCUUUCAAGCUCCACGAAGAUCACCAAGUGCUAAUUCUUCUACUGUAAUAAAAGUUUGAAAUUUGAUUCCACUUUUGCUCAUUUAAGGUCUCUUCCAAUGAUUCCAUUUCAAUAUAUUCUUCUUUUUAAAGUAUUACACAUUUCCACUUCUCUCCUUAAAUAUAAAUAAAGUUUAAUGAUCAUGAACCAAAUAAGCAGUGUUUCUUACUUGUUAAAACUUUUGUCUCAGUGUUGGAGGGCUGGCUCAGAAGUUAAGAGUGCAUACUGCUGCCUCAAAUGACCCGAGUUUGCUUCUCAGGACCCACAUCAGAUGGCUCAGAGCCGCCUGUAAGUCCAGUUCCAGGACAAUCCAAUGCCCUUGGCCCAGUCAGUACUUGCACUCAUGUACACAU
Rattus norvegicus (Norway rat) is the source of this 1300-nucleotide messenger RNA. Lineage: Eukaryota; Metazoa; Chordata; Mammalia; Rodentia; Muridae. The record is from RefSeq and is a predicted model, not a curated record.